UUCGGUAAUUUCAUUAGGGGUGCUCUAGUGGUUGUAGCCCAGCCCAGAGUGGCUCGGCCAGACACCAUGGCGCGCACCGUACGGUUCCUCUCACGUCAUCUUCUUCUUCAUUUUCCUCCCCAAUUCAUUUCUGUUUUUUUCUAGGGUUUCAUGGCAUCUCUCUAGCUGAAUUUCAAUUUUCUACCUCCAUUCCUUUUUCUGUUUCCUAGAUAGCUCCAUCCUUCAAUUCUUUCCCCGGUUUUGUCUCUGCACAUGUCGAACCCCCGUGUCACCAUCACUCUCGGCCGCUCUGGUCAGGUGGUGAAGAGAGGAGUUUCUUCAUCUUCUGCUGCUGACUUUGCACAAUCCUAUGUUGAUUCUGGACCUGAGCCAAGAAGAAAACGAUAUAUUGAGCGAUCAGCUGAUAAUGCAGAGGAUUUGUUCUCAUCCACGAAUAAACGGCAACGUGGAGUUGAUUUUCAUUCCAGUUUAAGUGGCGGCGAAAGGAGAAGUGCUCGUGGUUACGUCAGUUCUUAUUCAAAUAAAGCCUACAGAGUUGGUCAAAAUGAUCUUCGCUUGAAACUUAUGCGCAAAAAUCAAUCUAAGAAAAUUGGUAUUGGGGAAGAACACUCAAGGAUGGAUUUACACAAUCGAUUUUCGAAAAAUUCUCUGCCCUCAACUAGUGGAGAUGCAGUACAUCGUAGGCAUGAAUUUAGAGGGAGCAAUCUUAUAAGACAAACGCAUUCCAGAGAAAGUGCCGAUGAUCUAUACCUAGAACAUUCACAGAGGAAAAGUACUGUUUCCUAUGUUGACAGGAUGAGAGUUAGAUCCCCAGAUGGGGUCAUGAAAAGCUCCAUGGGGCGUUCACCUCCUAAAUACGAUGCUGAGUUUAGGAGAGGUUCCUCUAUGAGAGAAGCUGAUCAAUCAAGAGAUGAAUGGUUUCUUAGAAACGGCAUUGCUGACAGUUACAGGACUGUAGACUCUGCAUCUGCGAAAAUGAAAGCUCCCCUCCCUGUAUCUGGCAGGGCAGCUAAGGAUCACACAGCAAUAAGUGGCAGCAUGCAGAGAAGUUCCCCAAUGGGGGAGCUUCCUCUUUCUGUUGCUGGCUUGUUGAAUUCGCUUGGUUUGGGGAAAUACGCCAUUCAUUUUCAGGCAGAAGAGAUUGAUAUGACAGCUUUAAGACAGAUGGAGGACAAGGAUCUUAAAGAGUUGGGGAUACCGAUGGGCCCAAGGAAAAAGAUUCUUCUCGCCCUGUUGCCCCGUUCUAAGCAGCCACUGCCACCAUCACUCUCAAUGGCUCGUGCAUAGAGUUUUGCAGUUCUUAUGUCUAUCUUCCAAAUGUGUACGGAUGUAUUGAUCUGGAUUACUUAAUUUGUUUUUAUGCUCGAUAACUUAUUCCAUUUACGAAUUAGAGCCCUUUUGUGGGAUGUUUAUCUGUACGUAUAAACAGGUUGAGGAUAAAUUAAGCAGUGGAAUUAAUUGUGUAUAGUGCAUACUUUGA
Molecule: messenger RNA, 1480 nt
Organism: Cucumis sativus (cucumber)
Lineage: Eukaryota; Viridiplantae; Streptophyta; Magnoliopsida; Cucurbitales; Cucurbitaceae
Product: ankyrin repeat and SAM domain-containing protein 6
Exons: 7
Coding region: 253-1287 (344 amino acids)
Molecular function (GO): protein binding
Source: RefSeq, a predicted model, not a curated record